AUGAGAGUUCCCUCCAGCAGCCUGAGCAUGGCCCCACUGUUCCUGCCCCUGCUGAUAGCCCUGGCCCUGGCCCCGGGCCCCACGGCCUCAGCUGAUGCCCUGGAAGGGGACAGCUCAGGUAAGCGNNCCUUCCGCGUGCGCAUCUCGGGCGACGCGCCGCUGCAGGGCGUGCUGGGCGGCGCCCUCACCAUCCCGUGCCACGUUCACUACCUGCGGCCGCCGCCGGGCCGCCGGGCCGUGCUGGGCUCCCCGCGGGUCAAGUGGACCUUCCUGUCCGGGGGCCGGGAGGCCGAGGUGCUGGUGGCGCGGGGGCUGCGCGUCAAGGUGAGCGAGGCCUACCGGUUCCGCGUGGCGCUGCCCGCCUACCCGGCGUCACUCACCGACGUCUCCCUGGCGCUGAGCGAGCUGCGGCCCAACGACUCUGGCAUCUACCGCUGCGAGGUCCAGCACGGCAUAGACGACAGCAGCGACGCCGUGGAGGUCAAGGUCAAAGGGGUCGUCUUUCUCUACCGGGAGGGCUCUGCCCGCUACGCUUUCUCCUUCGCCCGGGCCCAGGAGGCCUGUGCCCGCAUCGGAGCCCGCAUCGCCACCCCGGAGCAGCUCUACGCCGCCUACCUCGGGGGCUAUGAGCAGUGCGAUGCUGGCUGGCUGUCCGACCAGACCGUGAGGUAUCCCAUCCAGACCCCACGGGAGGCCUGUUAUGGAGACAUGGAUGGCUUCCCUGGGGUCCGGAACUAUGGCGUGGUGGACCCGGAUGACCUCUAUGAUGUCUACUGCUACGCUGAAGACCUAAAUGGAGAGCUGUUCCUGGGCGCCCCUCCAGACAAGCUGACGCUGGAGGAGGCACGGGCAUACUGCCGUGAGCGGGGUGCAGAGAUCGCUACCACGGGCCAGCUGUAUGCAGCCUGGGAUGGCGGCCUGGACCGCUGCAGCCCCGGCUGGCUGGCCGAUGGCAGCGUGCGCUACCCCAUCGUCACGCCCAGCCAGCGCUGCGGUGGGGGCCUGCCUGGCGUCAAGACUCUCUUCCUCUUCCCCAACCAGACCGGCUUCCCCAACAAGUACAGCCGCUUCAACGUCUACUGCUUCCGAGACUCUGGCCAGCCCUCCACCAUGCCUGAGGCCUCUGACCCAGCCUCUGACGGGCUGGAGGCCAUUGUCACAGUGACAGAGACCCUAGAGGAGCUCCAGCUGCCGCGGGAAGCUGUGGAGAGCGAGUCCCGGGGAGCCAUCUACUCCGUCCCCAUUGUGGAGGAUGGGGGAGGUGCAAGGUCCCCUCCAGAAGACCCGGCGGAGGCCCCUAGGACCCUCCUCGAAUUCGAAAGCCAAUCCAUCGUCCCUCCCCUGGGGUCCUCAGAAGAGGAAGGCAAGGCUUUGGAGGAAGAAGAUGAAGAGGAGGAAGAGGAGGAGGCAGAGGAGGAGGCCCUGUGGGCCUGGCCCAGCGAGCUCAGCAGCCCAGACCCAGAGGCCUCUCUCCCCACUGAGCCAACCCCAGAGGAGUCACUCUUGCAUGCCUCCCCACCACCAGCGAGGCCAGUCCUACAGCCUGGUGCCUCACCACCUCCCGAUGGAGAGCCAGAGGCUCCCAGGCCUCCAAGGGUCCUUGGGCCACCCACUGAGACUCUGCCCACUCCCACGAAUGGGAAACUGGCCUCCCCACCACCUCCCACUCCGGUUGGGGAGAGAGAGGUGGGGGAGGAGGCCGGGGGUCCUGAGCUGUCUGGGGUCCCUCGAGGAGAGAGUGAGGAGACAGGGAGCUCUGAGGAUACCCCUGCCCUGUUUCCAGCCACACGGGCCCCUGAGGGUGCCAGGGAACUGGAGGCCCCCUCUGAAGAGAAUUCUGGAAGAACUGUCCCAGCAGGGACCUCAGUGCGGGUUCAGCCAGUGCUGCCCACUGACAGCGCCAGCCAAGGUGGAGUGGCCGUGGCCCCCUCAUCAGGUAACUUCGCCCAAGGCUCAACCUCCCUCUUCCUCCUCCUCCCCUUUCUCCCCCUGAAGCUCUGGGUCACAUGA
Messenger RNA from Puma concolor (puma), 2010 nucleotides. The record is from RefSeq and is a predicted model, not a curated record. NCBI's taxonomy places the organism in Eukaryota, Metazoa, Chordata, Mammalia, Carnivora, Felidae.